AUGGCUGUACUACCGGGCGCCGUCGCAUCAGUUAAGUGGUGGUGGUGCAGAUCGUUCGUAGCAGACGAGCGGUGUUUCAGUAGACGGUGUGUGGGGAGUAAUCGUAAUACGACGCGUUGCCUAUCGGGAUUACGGUCGUGCCGUUACCGGUUCUUGGUGGUUUCCGUGUCGACGGCUUAUCGCCGGGUAGGAAAGAUGCGCAAACGGGACGAUCGAGUCGUGCUUCUGCUGGUGGUGGUGUGUGCUGCGCUAGUGCCAGCAGUGAGUGGGCAGCAGCAAAGAUUUCGACAACAAACCGGACCGGUUAAUCGACGUUCGUCCUUUGCUGAACCCGCACCGAUACCGGCAACGCCCGCACACCAAGCUGAGUUCCAAACCGGCCAGACGUUCAGCUACAAUCCGGCCGCGGCAGCAGUAACCGAGCUGGCCCGGGUGAUCGGCAGUAUUCUCGGGCAGCAAAACAAGGCGGCCGUCUUUUCGCCGGUCAGCAUCGCUUGUGCGCUGUCGCUGAUGCUAAUCGGGGCCGAGCAGGAGACGAAGAACGAGCUGAUACAGGUGCUCGGGUUCCAGCAGUACCGGAACCAUCUGGACAACAUCCAUGAGCUGUACGGGCAGAUGCUGAAGGACCUGGCCAAGACCGAGUUCGGCCGUACACCGCCACGCUGGCGCACCGCCAACCCUUGCUACGACGAUGAUGACGAGGAGGAGGCGGCGGCAGCGGCGGCCGAAUUUCCACCCACGAAGGACAUCAUACGCGUGACGAACGCGGUGUUCGUGCAGGAGGGCUUCCCGCUGAACGCCAGCUUCACGUACUACUCGAAUCGGUUCUACAGCAGCACGGCGGCCAACGUUCCGUUCGCCACCAAUCCGGCGCGGGCGGCCGCCUUCAUCAAUGCGUGGGCCCAUCGCAGCACGGAGGGCAAGAUCCGUGACAUCCUGUCCGAGUCCGUCGCGGCGGAAGCGGAGAUGAUAGUGGCCAGUGCGCUCUACUUCAAGGCACUGUGGUCGGAACCGUUCGAGCGGCAGGCCACCGAGCUCAAACCGUUCUAUCCGGAUGGUCAUGGGCGGGAUUCGAAGCUGGUACCGACAAUGUCCACCGUCGGCUGCUACCCGUACUACGAUGCGCGUGAGUACGAUGCGAAGAUCGUGGGUCUGUCGUAUCAGGGCAACAAAACGGCAAUGUACAUCAUCAUGCCGAACAACUCAACCCGCCAGACCAUGCUGGAGUUCCAGCGCCGUCUUACGCCGCUCAUAAUUGGUGAGCUGGUGUCAAAGAUGACGCAGCGCAAGAUGUUCCUGCAGAUGCCGAAGAUGCAGAUCACCAACACGAUCAAUCUGCGCGAGGUGCUGCAGCAGCUGGGUUUGCAGACGAUCUUCAAGCGCGGCCAGAGCAACCUGUCCGGUAUGGUUGCGAUGCCGCAACCGGUCCUCCAGUUCGCGACACGUUUCGGUGAAUCGGGUGCACCGGCCGAUCCUACGUCGGUCGUGUUUCCCGUCGACGAGUACCAUGUGCAACCGGCGUCCGACAUACGGCGCGGUACGGGGAUGAACAACAUCAACGCUGCGGCAGGAGAGUCGGGCCGCGAACGGGUGCCCGGUGCGCAACUGCACGUGAGCGAGUUCAUCCACCGGGUCGAGCUCGACAUCAACGAGAAGGGCACGGAGGGUGGUGCGAUCACGUCCUCCACCAUCUUCCGGGCGCUACCGUCCGUGCAUUUCCGGAUCGACGCACCGUUCCUGCUGCUGAUCGGUCAUGACGACACGCGGCUACCACUGUUCUACGGUUCGAUCUACGACCCGACGCCUAAAAUGAAACUUUUUCAAGCACUGUCGCUCACAUUAUGGCUGCUCCUGGUGCCACUUGUCCACGGUCAGUGGAAUCGAUACAAUACACCAAAGCCCUUUUCGAGAAUCACGCCAAUGGUUCGUGCACGAUUUCCGGCGAGGCUGAGCUUCGACGGUGGUCCAACUCCAGCGCCUACAUCGUCCACGACCAGGCGACCAGCAGCGCCACCGACGAACGGUAAUGCAGCCACCAGCCUAUUCCUUGCACCGGAUAAUGAUUCCAAAGUAUCGCAAAACGUGGUAGACUUUAUGAUGCGCAUCAGCCGUACGCUGGCCCGACGCAACAGCAAGACAGAGAUAUUCUCACCGGUUAGUAUCAUUACCGUGGCUAACCUGCUGUUCCUCGGAUCCGCCGGCGACACACACGCAGAGUUUGGGAAGGUCCUAACACCGUCCAGCAUGAACUGGAAGCAACUGCAUCAUCGGUACGGUAAGGUGCUGGCGAAUCUCGUAUCGGCGGAACCGGUCGACAGUCGACGGGAUCAGUGGCGUCGCCAAACCUGCCCCCUGGAUGAAGACUACGACGACGAGCCGACCACACCCACACCGAAAUCCCAAGUUAUCCGGGUAGCCAACGGAAUCUUCUACCAGAAGGACCUCCAGAUGCGUCAGCAGUACGUAGCGUUGGCACGCAGUCUUUACGGCGCGCUGGUACAACCGAUCGAUCCGCAAAAAUCCGCUGCAUCCACUGCAAUGAUCAACAAAUGGGUUAGCGAUGUGACGGCGGGCAAGAUACGGAACAUGAUCGAGGGUCCACUGAGUCCAAGCAGCAGCGUGGUAAUCGCGAACGCGCUCUACUUCAAAGGCAAGUGGAAGACCCAGUUCGAACCGCUCGUGACGCGUGAAUCGGCAUUCUUCCCGAAUGGUAUCGACAAGCCGUCGUAUCGCGUGACGAUGAUGAGCAUGAGCGGUUGCCUACCGUUCUACAAUCCCCGUGACGCAUUGGAUGUGUCGAUCGUGGGACUGCCGUACCGUGAUGAUACCAGCACGAUGUACCUCAUCCAGCCGGCCAACUCGAGCCGAACCGCCCUCAGACGUCUGCAGGCGUCGCUUACCGGCAAAAUGGUGGACUCGUGGAUCGCACAGAUGAAGCUCCUGUCGACGACGGUGCGGUUGCCGAAGAUGCAUCUGAAAAACAGUGUCGAUCUGCUGCAAUCGUUCCAGAAGCUGGGCUUCAACUCGAUCCUUAGCCCGGCCAAGAGUGAUCUGUCGAACAUGGUCAGCAGUGGCGCCACGGGACAGAAACCGUACGCGAACCAGAUCCUGCACAAGCUCGAUCUUACGAUCGACGAGGAGGGUACGGAAGGUGCGGCCGCUACCUCCGCGCUGGUCGACCGCAUCGGUUCGCAGAGAACGUUCAACGGGAACACACCGUUCCUAAUCUAUCUCCGGCACGAUGCCACCGGUUUGCCACUGUUCUAUGGUCCGAUCUUUGAUCCGCGCUAA
This is a messenger RNA of Anopheles marshallii, 3291 nucleotides long. RefSeq lists its product as uncharacterized. The transcript has 4 exons. NCBI's taxonomy places the organism in Eukaryota, Metazoa, Arthropoda, Insecta, Diptera, Culicidae. The coding region runs from base 1 to 3291 and encodes 1096 amino acids. The record is from RefSeq and is a predicted model, not a curated record. Gene Ontology annotation, molecular function: serine-type endopeptidase inhibitor activity.